AAAAAAAAAAAAAAAGCCUUAUUUAUUAUCAUUUUCCCCACCGUUGGCAUGGCAACACAGGCGUAUACUGAGCUACAGGCAGCCCCGCCACCAUCCCAGCCGCCACAGGCCCCGCCACAAGCCCAGCCUCAGCCGCCACCGCCACCACCCCCAGCGGCACCCCAGCCCCCACAGCCGCCCACCGCUGCUGCCACCCCUCAGCCCCAAUAUGUCACCGAGCUGCAGAGCCCCCAGCCCCAGGCACAGCCACCGGGCAGCCAGAAGCAGUACGUGACGGAGCUCCCGGCUGUACCCGCACCCUCACAGCCGACUGGUGCGCCCACCCCGUCGCCUGCACCCCAGCAGUACAUCGUGGUCACUGUCUCUGAAGGUGCCAUGCGGGCCAGCGAGACGGUGUCGGAGGCCAGCCCCGGCUCCACUGCCAGCCAGACCGGUGUUCCUACUCAGGUGGUUCAGCAGGUGCAGGGCACCCAGCAGCGGCUGCUGGUCCAGACGAGUGUGCAGGCCAAGCCAGGCCACGUGUCGCCCCUCCAGCUGACCAACAUCCAAGUGCCCCAGCAGGCUCUUCCCACGCAGCGUCUGGUGGUGCAGAGCGCAGCCCCAGGCAGCAAAGGUGGCCAGGUCUCCCUGACGGUCCACGGUACCCAGCAGGUGCACUCACCCCCAGAGCAGUCGCCGGUGCAGGCCAACAGCUCUUCCAGCAAGACGGCUGGGGCCCCCACGGGCACGGUGCCACAGCAGCUGCAGGUCCACGGCGUCCAGCAGAGUGUCCCCGUCACCCAAGAGAGGUCUGUGGUCCAGGCCACUCCACAAGCUCCCAAAGCCGGCCCGGUGCAGCCGCUGACCGUGCAGGGCCUCCAGCCAGUCCACGUGGCUCAAGAGGUGCAGCAGCUCCAGCAGGUGCCCGUCCCACACGUAUACUCCAGCCAGGUGCAGUAUGUGGAGGGCGGCGAUGCCAGCUAUACGGCCAGUGCCAUCCGUUCCAGCACCUACCCCUACCCCGAGACGCCGCUGUACACGCAGACGGCAAGCACCAGCUACUACGAGGCCGCGGGCACGGCCGCCCAGGUCAGCACCCCUGCCACCUCCCAGGCAGUGGCCAGCAGUGGCUCCAUGCCCAUGUAUGUGUCCGGCAGCCAGGUCGUCGCCAGCUCCACCAGCACUGGGGCUGGGGCCAGCAACAGCAGCGGAGGUGGUGGCAGUGGUGGUGGCGGCGGCAGCGGGGGAGGCGGUGGCGGGGGUGGCAGUGGCAGCACCGGAGGCGGCGGCAGCGGAGCAGGCACCUACGUGAUCCAAGGUGGCUACAUGCUGGGCAGUGCCAGCCAGUCUUACUCCCACACCACCCGUGCCUCGCCAGCCACGGUCCAGUGGCUCCUGGACAACUAUGAGACAGCUGAGGGCGUGAGUCUGCCACGGAGUACCCUCUACUGCCACUACCUGCUGCACUGCCAGGAGCAGAAGCUGGAGCCCGUCAACGCCGCCUCCUUCGGCAAGCUCAUCCGCUCUGUCUUCAUGGGCCUGCGAACCCGCCGUCUGGGCACCAGGGGCAACUCCAAGUACCACUACUACGGCCUGCGCAUCAAGGCCAGCUCACCCCUGUUGCGACUGAUGGAGGACCAGCAGCAUAUGGCCAUGCGGGGCCAGCCCUUCUCGCAGAAGCAGAGGCUCAAGCCCAUCCAGAAGAUGGAAGGCAUGACCAACGGCGUGGCGGUGGGGCAGCAGCCGAGCACAGGGCUGUCGGACAUCAGCGCCCAGGUGCAGCAGUACCAGCAGUUUCUGGAUGCCUCUCGGAGCCUCCCUGACUUCACAGAGCUCGACCUCCAGGGCAAGGUGCUGCCUGAGGGCGUCGGGCCCGGUGACAUCAAAGCCUUCCAGGUCCUGUACCGGGAACACUGUGAGGCCAUUGUCGACGUCAUGGUGAACCUGCAGUUCACCCUGGUGGAGACGCUGUGGAAGACGUUCUGGAGGUACAACCUCAGCCAGCCCAGCGAGGCGCCGCCGCUGGCCGUGCAUGAUGAGGCCGAGAAGCGACUGCCCAAAGCCAUCCUGGUGCUGCUCUCCAAGUUCGAGCCCGUGCUCCAAUGGACCAAGCACUGUGACAACGUGCUGUACCAGGGCCUGGUGGAAAUCCUCAUCCCCGACGUGCUGCGGCCCAUCCCCAGUGCCUUGACCCAAGCGAUCCGGAACUUUGCCAAGAGCCUGGAGAGCUGGCUCACCCACGCCAUGGUCAAUAUCCCCGAGGAGAUGCUGCGGGUGAAGGUGAGGGUGCGGGGGCCCGGUGUGCCCCAGGAGCAGGCCUCGUGGGUGUGCCGUUGCGAGGACCGCGUGGUGCAGCGGCUGGAGCAGGACUUCAAGGUGACGUUGCAGCAGCAGAACUCGCUGGAGCAGUGGGCGGCCUGGCUGGACGGCGUGGUGAGCCAGGUGCUCAAGCCCUACCAGGGCAGCGCCAGCUUCCCCAAGGCCGCCAAGCUCUUCCUUCUCAAGUGGUCCUUCUACAGCUCCAUGGUGAUCCGGGACCUGACCCUGCGCAGCGCCGCCAGCUUCGGCUCCUUCCACCUCAUCCGGCUGCUCUACGACGAGUACAUGUACUACCUGAUCGAGCACCGCGUAGCCCAGGCCAAGGGCGAGACCCCCAUAGCCGUCAUGGGCGAGUUCGCCAAUCUGGCCACCUCCCUGAAUCCCCUGGACCCCGACAAAGACGAGGAGGAGGAAGAGGAGGAGGAGAGCGAGGACGAGCUGCCACAGGACAUCUCACUGGCGGCUGGCGGCGAGUCACCCGCGCUGGGCCCAGAGACCCUGGAGCCGCCGGCCAAGCUGGCGCGGACUGAUGCGCGCGGCCUCUUCGUGCAGGCACUGCCCUCCAGCUAAGCCCUUGGCCUCCCCGCCCCACCCGCCCCCGCCACCCCUUCACGCCAGGGUCCCUCACAGCUUCUGUGGCUUGGUGGUCACCGCUCCAGCCUCAGCCAGGGCAGGGAGGGGGCCUCCAAGACAGGGAAGGCCGGGGCCCUCCUACCCUAUGGGGCCGGCACAAUCAGUGGGCUGGGCGGAGCCGCAGCUGCAAACUCUGACACAAAAGACGUGCCUUAAGGAACCCGCCGCGUGCCCAGGUGCCCCGUGGGGCAUCCAGCUCGGCCCCUUGGCCGCCCCCCUCCCAGGCCGCAGCAUCUUCACCCCAGCCCCGUCCUCCCACCACCCCAGGGGGCAGGCAGGCAGGCCCCCUCCCGUGCGGAACUGUUAACUUAUUCAGCUCGCUGGCUUUGCACAGCCUGUCCUGGGCCCAGCCCUGAGCCCUGGGCCGGCGCAGGUGGGCGUCACCUGGGGACUCCCCACUGUCAGCAGCAGCCCCGGGACCCCCUACCCCCAGCAACCCCACUGCUUCCCCUUCUUGGUAUUAAGUGCAAUUAAAGCCGUGGGUGUCGCAUCUUCUCCGCUGGGCCCUCCCUUGCCCCCAAGCCCAAGAAGGGGGCACUGCCCGGCCCGGCUGUGGGGAGGGCGGCAGGGGGCACGGCCUCCAGCUUCCAAAGAGCAGCGGGCCGCGGGGCCGGGGAGUGCCCACAGACCCCAGCCCCCGCGCCCCCCCUCCGCCGCUGGUUUGUAAUGGAACCUUUUCUGUGCCCCUAUCUUCCCGGAGACUGUGCUUCUCCUCCGUGCCGUAUGACCCCCACCCCAUGACUAUUGUGCGAUUCGUGAGCGCCGCCCGAGCGGAGUUGGUAACUUGUUGGGUUUUUUUCCAACCAUCAUGGCCUUAUCUGUUCCAGUUUUCUCAGUGUUUUCAGCCUGUGAGAUAGAUGUUUAUGGCAAGAAAAAGAAAAAAAAAAAAUGGAAAUCUGACCUAUUGUAUAAAAAUCACUAUUUUGUGUGCUCCGCGUGCUACAGCUUUUGGGGCGGCCUGCCCAGUCCCCGUGCCCACGGGGCUCCCUCUCCCGGCGGUGAAAGUGUCCACACGUGUGGUAGUCUAGUGUGCCGAGCUGUUUUCUACCUUUUUGUAGUCUUUCUUAAAACAAUAAAUUCCGCUGUGAUAUUUGCCUA
Molecule: messenger RNA, 4029 nt
Organism: Mandrillus leucophaeus (drill)
Lineage: Eukaryota; Metazoa; Chordata; Mammalia; Primates; Cercopithecidae
Gene: RFX1
Product: regulatory factor X, 1 (influences HLA class II expression)
Exons: 19
Coding region: 49-2868 (939 amino acids)
Biological process (GO): regulation of transcription by RNA polymerase II
Cellular component (GO): nucleus
Molecular function (GO): RNA polymerase II cis-regulatory region sequence-specific DNA binding; DNA-binding transcription factor activity, RNA polymerase II-specific
Source: RefSeq, a predicted model, not a curated record